Molecule: messenger RNA, 3501 nt
Organism: Thyridium curvatum
Lineage: Eukaryota; Fungi; Ascomycota; Sordariomycetes; Thyridiales; Thyridiaceae
Exons: 4
Coding region: 1-3501 (1166 amino acids)
Molecular function (GO): NAD+ poly-ADP-ribosyltransferase activity
Source: RefSeq, a predicted model, not a curated record
AUGACGUUGAAGCAAUUCAACGCCGACCUUGCGGCUGCUGUCUCCAAGGUGAAGGCAAAGCAUUUCGACAGGAUCAUCUCUCUUAGAAAGGGAGAAUCGGAUGGCGAGCUUUCCAUCACCUACGAAAACGAGAACCUCAAGACACCUCUGCGCAUUCAGGUGCUCAUUCCUAACAUCAGCGAAUAUCCUAAGAAAGCAUCGUUCUUGAUCUUCACCGAGAAUGAGGACAUCCCUGCCGCCUUGGCUGCUACUCUGGCGCGCCUGCAAGACCAGUCGACAGGACUCGACGUCGAUGCCAUGAUCAUCACCCUCAGCAGGUCUCUCACCAGAGAUUUACAAACAGGCGGCCCAGCCUCAGAUGAUGCUGCGAGCGACACUGAGGAGGACUACAACUAUGGCUCCGAUGAUGACGAUUACGACGAGGAUGACGGUGACGAUUUGUUUGGCAUCCACCAGGAUGACCCAGGAGAUCUGGACGCCCAGGCUGAAAAGCUGCAUCCGCGCCUGAAACAGGAUCUGAGAACCGCUAGGCAACACGGUUACAAAGUUGGCAUCAUCCAGUCGGCGCCUACCAACAACAUUGUCUCGAUCUCGGUUCGUGCGAGCAAAUUCAAGUUGCCGGAGGGAACCCUUGAGGUUUGGGGCAUCCGCCCCGAAGAGUAUGUCGUGCUCUUGAUCCACCAGACCGGCCCAUAUCUCACCCUUGAAGACAUCGUCCAUCCCAAGCCCUACCCUGAGCGACGAGCUCAUUUUCGCAUUGGAAAAUGCGCGCAUUACAAGCCAUCAUUCAUGGAAGCCCUGAGAGCUUUCCAUAGCCCGACCGACGACAACUCCCCAGCCUCGGGAGCGAAUGAGGGAGAAGCAAAGCUCAAGAAAAUCUUCAUCUCCAACUCAUUGGAUCAGUUCCUUGCCGAGGGACUCUUGAAUCUCAUCAAAAUCCGUGACAUUGAGGGCAUCUCCUGGGACCAGGCGAAUGAGGUGCUUCUGAACUUCCAGAUCGGCACUGACACGGCGCACACCAACAUCACAACCACGCCCUGCAAAACUGAUCCAGCAUUUGCGGGCACCGAGACUCCCCAGAGGUUCAGACAUGAUCACCUGGGUGAUGAGAAGGAUGGCCAACGAAGCUGGCCUCUGGUUGCUAUGCAGUUUGCCAUGCGAUACCUUCUUGCCUGUACGAGGUACUGCUUGAGGUGCCACCGGAGAGUGCAGGGCGAUAUCGAGACCCUGAAGCCAUAUGUUUGCUCGAACCCCCUGUGUCUGUUUCAAUAUCUUUCCAUGGGACUUGGACCCAGUGCAGAGCAUGAGAUUCGAUCUCAACCCAAGGUUGUCGACCUCCUCGUGAGCUUCUGCUACACCGGCUUGACGGCAAACCGCUCAGCAGCCAACCCAGUAUCGUGUGGCAUCCGCGAGUUCCCUGUCGGGCUGCACCUCAGAGUCCCAGAUAUCAGGCCGAAGCCGGAAGGUCCUUUCCUUGAAGGCACCAUCACUGAUGACUUUCAGACUUUCAAGUUUCAGGUUGCAGCUGAGCACCUUGACCGGUUCAUUCCAAAACAAUGGGUUGCUAUCCGACUGAACACACCCCCUGGAGAACUCGGGCCCCUAACACCGGUCCUAACACCGGUCCCAACCCCGGUCCCUGGCAAAGAACCAACCCAUCGAGCUGAAGCAGGAGAUCUGGUUCACUGCCAAAUUGAGUCGAUAGACUACUUGAAUCAGAGAAUUCAUCUCGAGCCUGGCAUUGACACUGGAUCCUGGUCAAGCCCCCGCGCUGACGCUCACAAAGCGGCCAAGGGACAAGCAUGUCUCCUCCCUUAUGUUCAAGAGUUUGACCAGCUUGGACAAGGAGCGAAGAGGUUGAUGAUGGCUCACCUCCUAGCAACCUUGCCGAGCAUUUCAGACAUCAAGAAGUUCCUUGACCAGAAUCCGCUCUCGAAAGUCAAAGACAUGCCGAGAAUCUCUCCAGCGGCGAUGUCCUUGCUGAACUGGAUCAUAGCUUCAAACCGAUCUUGUAUCUUUGAGACUGGCAACCCCGAGCUCCCAGGCAACAACAGCAGUGCACCGGCGUCUGGAGGUAUCAUACCGGGCAUGGAAGGCUGGGUGCAGUUCCGCUUCCUCCAAGGCUCCCCGGACAAAGAAUCCCUGUUUCAAAACGCGCGAGAGAGUGUCAGGCGCUCCAAGCACCUCACAUGCCCUUCAAUAUUCGCCUGGCAUGGAAGCGCCUUACCGAACUGGCACUCCAUUGUCCGCACGGGGCUGAACUAUGCUGAGACACACAAUGGACGAGCAUAUGGCCAUGGCGUCUAUUUCAGCUCUGUAUUUGGAACAAGCCUGUCCUAUACACGCUCCUCUCAGCUAUCCUUUGGGAUCUGGCCAAACUCGGACCUACGAAUCGUCGCUGCUAUAAGCCUCAAUGAGAUUGUGAACUCGCCCGGCGACUUCGUUUCAACCAGCCCGCAUCUGGUAGUGUCGCAGCCGAACUGGCACAUGUGUCGAUUCUUGUUUGUCAAGAGCGAGGAGACCCCAGAGGAGAAGGCAGCGCAAAAGAACCCCCCGGAAGGUCACCAAUAUAGUCAGCCUUACUCGAAUUAUCCAUCGCAUCCAGGCAAUGCUAGGGACACCAAGUACUUGCAGCAAGAUCCCUCCCGGACGGCCAUAGAUCCACUCGGACAUCCCCUGAACAUCCCACUGGCCGCCCUUCCUUCAUACCAUCACGAGAAAUCUCAGACCAGCCCAGAGGUGAUUGACGUCUCGGAUAACUCCUCUGAUGAGCAUGAUAGUGACACGGAACUCCUGGCCUCAGAAGACGAUGAGUCCCCCCCCUCUUUGUCAACCGACACAUCCAAGACCGAUUUCCGACCUGGUACUCUCGACUUGGGUAGCUUGCCUCGCCUCCAGCCACCUCAGUGGUCUUCCCAGCUUGGCUUGAAAAAAAUCACCUUCCAGGUCAGCCAACUGCAGACCCUGCAGAGCCGAACGCCUCUGCACGAACUGGGCUGGUACAUCGACUUCGACCAGCUGGACAACAUGUACCAGUGGAUCGUUGAGCUGCACAGCUUUGACCCCUCUCUGCCACUGGCCGCCGACUUGAAGAUGGCCGGCCUGACCUCCGUCGUCUGCGAGAUCCGCUUUGGAGAACAGUACCCGUACACUCCGCCCUUUGUGCGCGUCAUCCGGCCGCGCUUCUUGCCCUUCAUGCAGGGCGGCGGCGGCCACGUCACGGCGGGUGGAGCCAUGUGCAUGGAGCUCUUGACCAACUCGGGCUGGACGCCCAUCAGCUCCAUCGAGAGCGUCCUCCUGCAGGUCCGCAUGGCUAUCAUGUCGACGGAUCCCAAGCCGGCGCGCCUGGAUAGGUCCGCCAUGUCUGGCGCUCGGACAGACUAUGGCAUCCGUGAGGCUGUCAAUGCCUAUACACGCUCUGCCAGAACCCAUGGAUGGACGGUUCCCGAAGACAUUGAGAAGAUGGUCACUGGCUUCAGCGCUGCCAGAUCAGGUGCCUAA